Messenger RNA from Saprolegnia diclina VS20, 1066 nucleotides. RefSeq lists its product as hypothetical. Gene Ontology annotation, cellular component: cytoplasm. The transcript has 6 exons. NCBI's taxonomy places the organism in Eukaryota, Oomycota, Saprolegniomycetes, Saprolegniales, Saprolegniaceae. Gene Ontology annotation, biological process: ubiquitin-dependent protein catabolic process. Bases 1 to 1002 code for a protein of 333 amino acids. Gene Ontology annotation, molecular function: ubiquitin protein ligase activity. The record is from RefSeq and is a predicted model, not a curated record.
AUGGCCGCGACAAGCGCCCAAAGUCGCCCGCCAUCGACGACCCCGCUCCCAAGAAGCCGCGACACACGAGGUGGGUCCUGCCUCCUACUUCUUUGGGGCGCAAACGAAGCAAUCGACUUGUUUCGUAGCAGCGAAGCGCUGCAAGGCGGCUUUGAGUUUAGCGGCGACCAACCAAGCGGCUUUGAGUUUGGCGAUGGUCAACACGACGACUUUGAGCUUGGCGGGUGGUCGCCGACCGAAGAGACCAAAGAGCCCGAGUCUCAGGCUUCGAGUCGACCAGGCGGCGCUCCGUCACCCGAGAUUUCACGUUGCGACUUUGGUUCGACCCGCCGCGACGCGACGGUCUAUCCCGAUUCUGAAGUCCAGUCGUUCGUCGCCACCCCCGACGAGACCGAGCUCUCGGGCGCCGAGCAGGCGGAGGCUGUGGCCGAGCAGCAGCGUCGCGGCGCCAAGAAACGCCAGGGCCGCCCGCCCGGCAAGGCGAAAAGCUUGCGUGGACCUGCAUUCAGCGCCCGCAAGAAGAUGCACCGCAUGCCAGCAUUGCCCACCGACCGCUGUACGCGCCAGCAAGGACCAGCGCCGGCGCCGCUGCCGCUGCCACCAGGGCGCCGAGACGAGGGGCUCACGCCCGAGCAGAAGAUUGCGCAAAAUGCCCGAAGGGACGCUGCUACCAAGAACACGAUGAGACUGAACGAGAUCAAGAGACGCGAACAAAAGAGCAUCCGGGCUGCGACGCCCGAGGAGCGCCCAGCGUUGCGCGAGUACCAGCGCACGUGGCCCUCGGUCGGCACCUACAUCUGCGAUUUGUUCCCCAACUCAAAGUGGGUCGAUCCCGCUUCGGACGAGCACACGUGCAGCAUCUGCUUUGAUCCCUACGAGCCAAACGACGUCGUCGUGCGCUUGCCGUGCGCGCACGUUUACCAUCGCCACUGCCUUCAAGGUUGGCUCCUCAACCACGACAAAUGUCCGCUCUGCAUUCGCCCAGUCAUCACUUAUAAAUAGUGAAGGACAACAGUAUUUGCAUUCGAUUUUCGAUUAUUUGAUAUUGCAUGGGACUCGUUGUUGC